This is a messenger RNA of Pongo pygmaeus (Bornean orangutan), 6735 nucleotides long. RefSeq names its product RB transcriptional corepressor like 1 (gene RBL1). Lineage: Eukaryota; Metazoa; Chordata; Mammalia; Primates; Hominidae. The record is from RefSeq and is a predicted model, not a curated record. Gene Ontology annotation, biological process: regulation of transcription by RNA polymerase II; negative regulation of G1/S transition of mitotic cell cycle; cell differentiation. The transcript has 22 exons. Gene Ontology annotation, molecular function: RNA polymerase II transcription regulatory region sequence-specific DNA binding. The coding region runs from base 1243 to 4452 and encodes 1069 amino acids. Gene Ontology annotation, cellular component: transcription regulator complex; nucleus; chromatin.
GACGGGGAUUUAUUGAAAACAAAAGUACACCCCAUAGUGGGGAAGCGAACCCACGCAGCAGCUCAAGGGCCCAGAUACAGAAUCUUCUGGGGUCCAAAUACCCCCUAGAAGUUUCCCACUGGCCACUUUAUGCUCACUUGAUGUAACUGAAGUGGUAGCCCACAAUCAGUCUGAGUGGUUGCAGAAAGCAACCAAUCAGAGGCCAGGGUGAAGUUACAAAAUUAUACUUCUAUGCAAACGAAGACUCUCCCGCCAUCAGUGUGAUUGGUUGUGGACAGCAACCGUUCAGAGGCUGGAGUGAAGUUACAAAGUUGCAAACGAAGACUGGAAGUCACUCAGUGUGAUUUGUUGCGGACAGCCAAUUUCCCAUCUGUCAUGCAGAAAAGGUCCAAGGGAACAGCCUCUGGUUCUUUUGUUACUUAGGCGUGGAAAGUUGAGGUUUUCCUUUCAAUUUAGUUCUAAGAAGUCACGUGAAACAGCCAUAGGUUCCCUGCCUGCAGACCCUAUUCUCCUGCCUCAUUUACUGCCGUCCUCCCUGCCCGCCUCUUUUAGCGACUGGCAUGAGAUGAGGAUUCGUCUUCUAAUAUCCCUCACCAGUCCUUCCCCUCUGUCAUUUAGCGAACUGCUCACUGGGCACUAGGACUUUGGGGAGAGUCCCAAGAGAGCCCUCUUCGUCCAGGGGCUACUUUUUUCUCUUCCAGCCUCCAUCUCCUAACUCAAGGGGUACAGCUCAGUCAGAUUAUGUUUGGCGCCCCGGGACAGUACAAAUCCAGGGCCCGUGGAUAGAGGAGGCAUCUCACUACGCUGCACGAGGCCACCUCGCAGUAGGCAGCCCAGCCCUGCCCCAAAACCCAAGAGCCUAACCAGGAAGACAGGAGGAGGCCGCGGGCUUCAUCUCCCAAGAGAUGGACUACACCUCCCAGCAGGCUCUGCGCGCAGGCUGAGGAUCCCUCCGCUCUUUUUCUGUCCCGCCAGCUGGGCCCCCCGCGACCAGCCAAGGGCCAAGGCCAGGUCUUUCAGAGUCUGAGGUCCGUCUUCUUAUCACAUUUCCGGGGAGGGACGGCUAGGAGCUCCGGAGGAAAAACGGACUUUUUUUGAGGAGAAAAGCGGAGGCAGACGGUGGAUGAUAAGACGCCCCGCAACUGCAGAUUUUCGCGCGCUUUGGCGCAGGUGGUUGUGGGUAGCGCGCCUGGGAGGGAGACAGAAGUCGGGGGCCGUGGCGCGCAGCCCGCGGGGCCUGAAAUGAUGUUCGAGGACGAGCCCCACGCUGAGGGGGCGGCGGUGGUUGCCGCAGCCGGGGAGGCGCUACAGGCCCUGUGCCAGGAGCUGAACCUGGACGAGGGGAGCGCGGCCGAAGCACUGGAGGACUUUACUGCCAUCCGAGGCAACUACAGCCUAGAGGGAGAAGUUACACACUGGUUGGCAUGUUCAUUAUAUGUUGCAUGCCGCAAAAGCAUUAUUCCCACGGUUGGAAAGGGUAUCAUGGAAGGCAACUGUGUUUCACUUACCAGAAUACUACGUUCAGCUAAAUUAAGUUUAAUACAGUUUUUUAGUAAAAUGAAGAAAUGGAUGGACAUGUCAAAUCUACCACAAGAAUUUCGUGAACGUAUAGAAAGGCUAGAGAGAAAUUUUGAGGUGUCUACUGUAAUAUUCAAAAAAUAUGAGCCAAUUUUUUUAGAUAUAUUUCAAAAUCCAUACGAAGAACCACCAAAGUUACCACGAAGCCGGAAGCAGAGGAGGAUUCCUUGCAGUGUUAAGGAUCUGUUUAAUUUCUGUUGGACACUUUUUGUUUAUACUAAGGGUAAUUUUCGGAUGAUUGGGGAUGACUUAGUAAACUCUUAUCAUUUACUUCUAUGCUGCUUGGAUCUGAUUUUUGCCAAUGCGAUUAUGUGCCCAAAUAGACAAGACUUGCUAAAUCCAUCAUUUAAAGGUUUACCAUCUGAUUUUCAUACUGCUGACUUUAGGGCUUCUGAAGAGCCACCCUGCAUCAUUGCUGUACUGUGUGAACUGCAUGAUGGACUUCUAGUAGAAGCAAAAGGAAUAAAGGAGCACUACUUUAAGCCAUAUAUUUCAAAACUCUUUGACAGGAAGAUAUUAAAAGGAGAAUGCCUCCUGGACCUUUCAAGUUUUACUGAUAAUAGCAAAGCAGUGAAUAAGGAGUAUGAAGAGUAUGUUCUAACUGUUGGUGAUUUUGAUGAGAGGAUCUUUUUGGGAGCAGACGCAGAAGAGGAAAUUGGAACACCUCGAAAGUUCACUCGUGACACCCCAUUAGGGAAACUGACAGCACAGGCUAAUGUGGAGUAUAACCUUCAACAACACUUUGAAAAAAAAAGGUCAUUUGCACCUUCUACCCCACUGACCGGACGGAGAUAUUUACGAGAAAAAGAAGCAGUCAUUACUCCUGUUGCAUCAGCCACCCAAAGUGUGAGCCGGUUACAGAGUAUUGUGGCUGGUCUGAAAAAUUCACCAAGUGACCAACUUAUAAAUAUUUUUGAAUCUUGUGUGCGUAAUCCUAUGGAAAACAUUAUGAAAAUACUAAAAGGAAUAGGAGAGACUUUCUGUCAACACUAUACUCAAUCAACAGAUGAACAGCCAGGAUCUCACAUAGACUUUGCUGUAAACAGACUAAAGCUGGCAGAAAUUUUGUAUUAUAAAAUACUAGAGACUGUAAUGGUUCAGGAAACACGAAGACUUCAUGGAAUGGACAUGUCAGUUCUUUUAGAGCAAGAUAUAUUUCAUCGUUCCUUGAUGGCUUGUUGUUUGGAAAUUGUGCUCUUUGCCUAUAGCUCACCUCGUACUUUUCCUUGGAUUAUUGAAGUUCUGAACUUGCAACCAUUUUACUUUUAUAAGGUUAUUGAGGUGGUGAUCCGCUCAGAAGAGGGGCUCUCAAGGGACAUGGUGAAACACCUAAACAGCAUUGAAGAACAGAUUUUGGAGAGUUUAGCAUGGAGUCACGAUUCUGCACUGUGGGAGGCUCUCCAGGUUUCUGCAAACAAAGUUCCUACCUGUGAAGAAGUUAUAUUCCCAAAUAACUUUGAAACAGGAAAUGGAGGAAAUGUACAGGGACAUCUUCCCAUGAUGCCAAUGUCUCCUCUAAUGCACCCAAGAGUCAAGGAAGUUCGAACUGACAGUGGGAGUCUUCGAAGAGAUAUGCAACCAUUGUCUCCAAUUUCUGUCCAUGAACGCUACAGUUCUCCUACCGCAGGGAGUGCUAAGAGAAGACUCUUUGGAGAGGAACCCCCAAAGGAAAUGCUUAUGGACAAGAUCAUAACAGAAGGAACAAAAUUGAAAAUCGCUCCUUCUUCAAGCAUUACUGCUGAAAAUAUAUCAGUUUUACCUGGUCAAGCUCUUCUAACAAUGGCCACAGCCCCAGUAACAGGAACAACAGGACAUAAAGUUACAAUUCCAUUACAUGGUGUUGCAAAUGAUGCUGGAGAGAUCACGCUGAUACCUAUUUCCAUGAAUACAAAUCAAGAGUCCAAAGUCAAGAGUCCUGUAUCACUUACUGCUCAUUCAUUAAUUGGUGCUUCUCCAAAACAGACCAAUCUGACUAAAGCACAAGAGGUACAUUCAACUGGAAUAAACAGGCCAAAGAGAACUGGGUCCUUAGCACUAUUUUACAGAAAGGUCUAUCAUUUGGCAAGUGUACGCUUACGUGAUCUAUGUCUAAAACUGGAUGUUUCAAAUGAGUUACGAAGGAAGAUAUGGACGUGUUUUGAAUUCACUUUAGUUCACUGCCCUGAUCUAAUGAAAGACAGGCAUUUGGAUCAGCUCCUCCUUUGUGCCUUUUAUAUCAUGGCAAAGGUAACAAAAGAAGAAAGAACUUUUCAAGAAAUUAUGAAAAGUUACAGGAAUCAGCCCCAAGCUAAUAGUCACGUAUAUAGAAGUGUUCUGCUGAAAAGUAUUCCAAGAGAAGUUGUGGCAUAUAAUAAAAAUAUAAAUGAUGACUUUGAAAUGAUAGAUUGUGACUUGGAAGAUGCUACAAAAACACCUGACUGUUCCAGUGGACCAGUGAAAGAGGAAAGAGGUGAUCUUAUAAAAUUUUACAAUACAAUAUAUGUAGGAAGAGUGAAGUCAUUUGCACUGAAAUAUGACUUGUCGAAUCAGGACCAUAUGAUGGAUGCUCCGCCACUCUCUCCUUUUCCACAUAUUAAACAACAGCCAGGCUCACCACGCCGCAUUUCCCAGCAGCACUCCAUUUAUAUUUCCCCGCACAAGAAUGGGUCAGGCCUUACACCAAGAAGCGCUCUGCUGUACAAGUUCAAUGGCAGUCCUUCUAAGAGUUUGAAAGAUAUCAACAACAUGAUAAGGCAAGGUGAGCAGAGAACCAAGAAGCGAGUAAUAGCCAUCGAUAGUGAUGCAGAAUCCCCUGCCAAACGCAUCUGUCAAGAAAAUGAUGAUGUUUUACUGAAACGACUACAGGAUGUUGUCAGUGAAAGAGCAAAUCAUUAAUGUUGUUCUUGUUUCUAUGAUAAAAGCACUUUCAGAUUGUUCUGCAGAAAGUUGGAGCUCUGUCCUUCAAACCUUUUAGACCUAUAGAUGAUAAAUAUCACUGGGUUAUAAGAAAAAAUUGCACAAAAAUUAUGUGCUUUUUAAAAUAUUUAUCCAAAAUGUAGUUGACAGAGAUGUGUUUUGAGUUGGAUUGGAAAGGAAUAUUUUAAGUGCCUUUUAAAAAUAGUAAUAGUCCGGCCAGGCGCAGUGGCUCAUGCCUGUAAUCCCAGGACUUUGGGAGGCCAAGGUGGGCAGAUCACCGGAGGUCAGGAGUUCGAGACCAGCCUGACCAACAUGGAGAAACCCCAUCUCUACUAAAAAUACAAAAUUAGCCGUGUGUGGUGGCGCAUGCCUGUAAUCCCAGCUACUUGGGAGGCUGAGGCAGAAUUGCUUGAACCCAGGAAGCGGAGGUUGUGGUGAGCCGAGGUUGCGCCACUGCACUCCAGCCUGGGCAACAAGAGUAAAACUCCAUCUCAAAAAAAUAUAUAUAUUAAUAGGGAUUUUUUUUUUUUUAAUGUUUGCUCCUUGAGUUAGUUUUCAAGAUGAAAUAAGGAGAAACCCCAUAACUUUUUAGCUCUCUUUUAAAAAUAAAUGUCUCCUUAUGUGUUUUGUAAUAUGAGGAUAAAUAAUCUACUUUUGGUAAGCAUGCUUUGAGAUAUUUGUAUUCUCAAUUUAAUAUUGAAGGAAGGGGUUGGUUCCCAUAGUACCUGGCCAGAGGGUUAUGUACCAGCCUGUCUCUGGCCCACUGUGGUAAUUCCACAUCCAGGUGCCACCGCCAUUCAGAGUUGUCUCACCCCUUCUCAUGCCUUUUCUCUCCUUGAGCUUUAUAAACAGAUUUGUACCUGAGCCUCAGUGCUACACUCAUCCUUGCUUUCCAGCCCUAAGCCAUCUCAGCCUGAUGUCACAACCCAAUAAAUGGGGCACUUUCUUCUUUUGUAAACUAUUAUCAUUUUGGUUUCUGUGACAUUAACUUAAUUAUAUAUGAUCGUAUUAACUCAUGUAGUUCUCAAAAUAGGCAGCUGCUUCUCAAGCCAGUAAAAUAAAAUUCAGUUAGUUAUUAAAAACUAAAUUCCUAUUAGUAAGGUAACACCAUGAUUAUGUGUGAUAUACUGUUUUUGAGAUCAUAGUAUCAGUCAUUCUCAAUUUCUAAUUGAGUCCCUAAGAAUAUUUUAAACCUUUUAAAAACCACAUAAAUAUCAUCUCAUGCCUCAUAAUUCUAAUAUAUUUAAUACAUCAGUAAAAUAGCUGCUUAUUACUUCCCCCACUUUGUUCUCAGUAUUGUUAGUGCAUCAUGAGUUUCCUGCUAGUGUUUGACCACUGGGUACUCCUGAAGAUGUUUUUCAGUAUUAGGGAUGCUUUUCAGUACUAGGGAUGCUUUUUUCAGUGCUAGGGAUGCUUUCCAAAAUAUCACCUCUUUAACAUUUGCUUUUUCUAGUGUGUGUCUGGAAUCCAAAGGACAUGAAUAAGCCACUCAUAAUUAAUUUUGAGAAGUUUUAUCAAAUGUUUAUGUUUCUAACUGCAAACCUUAAUUUUGGAAAGGCACAAUGUUUAACUCACCUAUGUUUAACCAUGGCUAAUUUAAAAUAGUCUAAGAUUUGGCUGUCACUAAUUAGUAUUCUCAAGAAUUUCAUUUUUCAGUUUUAAGAAGAAAAGGGAUUUUGGUUACAUUUUGCUUGUAAAUGAAAAUUACAUCCUCAUUCUUUGUGUAGUAUCUACACAUUGUUAUAAGCCAAAAAACAAAGUCUGUCUGGAAUCCUUGUACAUAUUUGUAUGUUGCUAUAAUUGUUAUUUUUAUCUUCAUUAUUGUACAAAAUAUAAAUGAGCAUUUGUAUAUUGACUGUAUAAGAAACCAUGGGCCAGGUGCUGUGGCUCAUGCCUGUAAUCCCAACACUUUGGGAGGCCGAGGCAGGAGGAUUGCUUCAGUCCAGGAGUUCAAGACUAACCUGGGCAACAUAGCCCUCAUCUCUACAAAAAAUAAAAAAAUUAGUUGGGUGUGAUGGCAUGUGCCUGUAGUCCCAGCUACUCAGGAGACCGACAUGAGAGGAUCACUUGAGGCUGGGGGAUUCUGAGGCUGCAGUGAGCUGUGAUUGUAUCAAUACACUCCAUCCUAGGUGAGAGGGCAAGACCCUUUCUCAGAAAGAGAAAAAAGGAAAUUCUGGACAUGUUUUUAUCAGUUUUCAGGACUUGGUGUCAAUGUACAUAAAAUGGCUAAUAAAAAUUGGAAUUGAGAUUAUUGAAAAAAAA